Molecule: messenger RNA, 831 nt
Organism: Symsagittifera roscoffensis
Lineage: Eukaryota; Metazoa; Xenacoelomorpha; Acoela; Convolutidae
Exons: 1
Coding region: 1-831 (276 amino acids)
Biological process (GO): DNA integration
Molecular function (GO): nucleic acid binding
Source: RefSeq, a predicted model, not a curated record
AUGACAUUCCAGUCGGACAAUGGGAAACCCUUUGUGGGGGACCUGACAAAAGAGCUCAUGAGGAGAUCCCAUAUUGCUCAAGCGCAGUCAACAACCUACCAUCCUCAAACAAACGGAUUAGUGGAAAGGCACAACAGAACUCUGGUGAACAUGCUCAGAGUAAAUUGCUCGAGAUACAUGACAGAUUGGGACAAAUAUCUGCCACAAGUGGUAGGAGCGUAUAACAGCACGCAGCACUCAACAACAGGGAUCAAUCCUUUCAUGAUGUUGACUGGCAGGGAGAGAGCAAUGCCCCUGACAUUCUUCUAUCUGGAAUACGAAGGGAAGAAGACGUCGCCGCAUGCGUACGUGAAGGAAGCGGUCAGGAGACAAAAAGAAUUGAACGAGCUCUGUAGAAGGAACACGGCGCAGGCUCAAAUGGGACAGCGGAAGAAGUACGACGAAAAAAAACUUCAGGCGAAACCGAAUGCUGGGGGUCAAUACGUCUGGGUAUUCCAGAAUGUCAUACCCCUAAAAGGGUUUAAGAAGUUACUGAAGAAAUGGAGAGAACCGUUUAUGAUAACAGAGGUACACCCGCAGGGCCCGUUAUAUCGCUUGAUUACAGGGCGUGCGGCGCACUACCAAAAUCUGAAACCUCACGUCCCAUCUCUGGAGGACUGGUGUGUGCCAGAAAACAUGGAAGGACUAGAGUACCUACUGGUAGAACCAGCAUGUGAGGUGAACGAGGAAGGCACCAGAAAGAAGAAUGACGGCAACCAGGACGUGAGCAUGGAAGACAACGAGAAGAUAGAGGUAGAUUCGGACAAAAGAUCUUUCGCGGAGGAAAAUUGA